CUAGCUAAAAAUACUACCUUAAUGGACGCAACGGAAAAUUACUUAAUUAAAAUUAUCUGACAAACUGUCUUUCGUGAUGUUAACACUCAUCCUAACAAAGGUGACUUCGCUUUAAUAUAGGCUAGGCUACUCAAAUCAAUCGCACCUGUGUGACUGUUUGAAGGGUGAGAGACGAACAUUGAUGUGUGGGAGGAGUGUCUCUGAAAACAGAUCAAACUGCAAAUUGAUCCUGUUGAGAUCGUGAUAUUUAUGUCAAAAGAGUCUGUCACAAAACUUUUCACGUGAACGACGUUUUUACACACUGAUCGAAGACACCUGACUUCCUUUGUAUUGUUCUUACUGAAGACACUAUCCUGCCGGGAGGUGGGCUGAAAAAUAGGUUUCUGCCUAGUCUUCUUCAGAAGGACGACUUGAGGAGUUACUGUUGUCGGCAAGGUUGACAGGCUGAUGUGCGCCAUGAUGGAGAAUAUUGAGAUGAAACUUUUCGCCUCAUUUGGGUCAUCUUUACAUCACUGGACAAAAGAUAAGGACACCGAAGUUGUGCUGACUCAAACCAAACCAGAAGUGCCAUGUGAGGGCAAAAAGGCUGUGGGGGCUUUGGAUGAACUGGUGGCGAAAGAUGCCCCAGCAGUGAUGUAUGUGGAGGGAGAAGGAAGCCCACCAGUAAAUGACACAGGCCUGCCUGCUGAAGCCAUUGAGAUCGAAAUGGAGGUCUUGCACCCCUGUAAGGAUGACAUUAUGGGUGUUGAAUCUGGAGACCCCUCAGUUUUGUCCCCUGGUCCAGAGAAACCAUUGACACCCUGGGAUUGCAAAUCAAACAAACUCAAAUGGCGAAGGAUGGAGGUGAAGACUAUUGGCUUGGUGGUGAAGGACGUCAUCUGCCUCCCCUAUGAAACCUAUCUCAAGCAGGACGACCUAUACUAUGUCCCUCGUAACAAGGAGAGGGAGAUUCUUGCCUCCAUGGGGCUUGUAGCGAGAAUAACAAUCGAUUCCUCUUGGCUAACUGAGGAGAUGGAGGGUCGCCUGGCUUCACUUUUCAAGCACCGAUUCUGUAGGAGCCAUACAGAAAAAUUCCGGUUUACAUAUUUACAGUGUUUUCGUGGUUCCCGUGUGCUUUUUGAUCCAAGUGUACCAUGUCAAUCUUACACUGCACAGGAAGUUCUCAGGAUUUGUGAAAAUGGCUCUCUUUACAUCCUAAGUCAUCAUAAUGUAAUAAACACAGUGAAAGACAAGUUCUGGGACCCUUUGAAAGCCUGCUGUUGAUUUUCACCGCUGUUUUCAUCUGUGGAACCUACAGUACAGUAAGCAUGCAGCUGAGGACUCAUGGGCUGCAGUGCAUCCACUUCUCUCAAGGGACACGCUACUGCUUUUUAGAAUCUAUUUGAAAUCGUAUGAUGGAUGGGUUACAACACAACUGUGAGACCUGUUCCUUUUAAAACAAUAUGGGGUCUCUUUACAUUUUUGAUUCACUUAAAUCAUUGUAUUAACUAAUUUUUUUAUGAAUAAAUAUCUUUCUGUA
This is a messenger RNA of Sardina pilchardus (European sardine), 1519 nucleotides long. RefSeq lists its product as uncharacterized. Bases 448 to 1263 code for a protein of 271 amino acids. NCBI's taxonomy places the organism in Eukaryota, Metazoa, Chordata, Actinopteri, Clupeiformes, Clupeidae. The record is from RefSeq and is a predicted model, not a curated record. The transcript has 5 exons.